AUGGCUGAAUCUCGAAGUUUGAGUGAAGUGCUCGGAGAGAUAAAUAGCAAACUGGCGGCUGUGAAUAAUGAGCUGAACUCGAAAAUCAUGUCAGAAAACAUUGUAUCGACGCGCCCUGUAGCGCAAGCUCAAUAUUGUGGUCCAUACAAACUUGAGAAAACGCUUGGAAAAGGUCAAACUGGGUUGGUAAAAACGGGAACGCAUUGCAUUACGGGCCGCAAGGUUGCAAUUAAGAUAGUCAACAAGGAAAAACUCAGCGAAUCGGUGCUACAGAAGGUUGAACGAGAAAUCGCCAUUAUGAAGCUGAUCGAACAUCCUCACGUACUCCAUCUGUAUGACGUCUAUGAAAACAAAAAAUACUUAUACCUCCUUCUCGAACAUGUGAGUGGUGGAGAACUGUUUGACUACCUGGUGAGGAAAGGAAGGUUGAUGUCAAAAGAAGCUCGCAAAUUCUUCCGACAAAUCAUAUCGGCUCUCGAUUUCUGUCACGCUCAUAACAUCUGCCAUCGAGACUUAAAACCUGAGAACUUAUUACUGGACGAGCGGAAUAACAUCAAAGUGGCUGAUUUCGGAAUGGCUAGUUUACAAGUGGAAGGGUCGAUGCUGGAGACAAGUUGUGGGUCUCCGCAUUAUGCGUGUCCGGAGGUUAUUAGGGGUGAAAAAUACGACGGUCGGAAAGCAGACGUGUGGAGUUGUGGAGUUAUCCUCUACGCGUUGCUAGUCGGUGCUCUUCCGUUUGACGACGACAAUCUUCGGAAUCUUCUGGAAAAAGUGAAACGCGGAGUGUUCCAUAUCCCUCAUUUUGUGCCGGCUGAUGUUCAAAGUUUACUGCGUGCUAUGAUAGAAGUGGACCCAGGGAAACGGUACUCCCUGGCAGAUGUGUUCAAACAUCCAUGGGUAUCUGGAACAACAAAAGCGGAUCCUGAAUUGGAGCUUCCAAUGUCUCAAGUAGUGCAAACUCAUAUUAUCCCCGCCGAAGAUUCGAUUGAUCCGGAUGUACUUCGCCAUAUGAACUGUUUGGGGUGUUUCAAAGAUAAACAGAAACUGAUAAACGAGUUAUUGUCACCGAAACACAACACGGAGAAAAUGGUGUACUUCCUGCUGCUCGACAGAAAACGACGUCGUCCCGCUCAGGAAGAUGAUACUGAAAUAGUGCUGCGAGGCGCCGCGCAGAAUAAUGACCCUCCCAAGAAAAGAACAGAUACGGCGAGAACCGGAAGACUACCAAUGGGAGGUAUUGCCGAUGGAAGUCCAAUUAAUCCGAGGAAAACAUACGGGAGGAAUAGUAAAUCAGGAAGACAUUCCAGUCUCGGAGGCUCGCCGACUGAAUCUCCAAGAAGUUCGACACGAGAUCUAUUUGGGUCGUCUUCAAGUGGUUCUUACUCGGCGAGAGCUGGAGAGGACAGGGAGAGAGGGAGAUCGGCGUCUAGGUCUACCAACAGCUACCACUACUACACCCAACCAGUUGAUCCACAGACACUUGCCGAAGCUGCUCGACAUGUUCGGGAAGCUAGGGAACAAGAACGAAGGGAGAGUAGAGACAGUGGACGGGGAUCUUCACGGAAGGAGAGCAAGGAUCGUGGAGAUAAAGCUAGUUGCAGCAGUAGUAAAAAUGAGGCGUCUUCUUCAGUGCCCCAUAAAUAUAGUCCGCCAUCUGUUAUGUCGGAGAGUGUUGUUGUGUCUGGUAGCACAAUGAACUCGACGAACUCGUCCACAAAUAGUCUGAUAGCAGGAAACAGUCAAACAAGUAUCGGAUCGACUAGCGGUCCAUGGAGGUCUAAACUCAACACGAUCAAGAAUUCGUUCUUGGGAACUCCGAGAUUCCAUCGGAGGAAAAUGUCCAACGGAACGGCGGAGAGUGACAGUGAGGACAGCCAGAUGAUUGACACGACAGACCUCGUGAAAAAAUCCUGGUUUGGCUCUCUGGCUUCCAGUAUGAGUGUGGAACGAGACGACACCCAUUGUGUACCAGUUCAAGGGAAAACGUUGAACAGUAUAAAGGCGGAGCUUAUCAGAGCAUUCUUACAAAUCCAUGAGCUUAGUCACUCAGUUGUCGGUCAGAACUGCUUCCGAGUGGAGUACAAACGGGGUCCAACAGUUGGAGGCAGUGUUUUCAGUCGUGGUAUCAAAAUGAAUGUUGACAUUAUCCCAUCCCCUCAACAAGUUGUAAUUGCUGGAGAGACACCAACGUAUGUCGUGCAGUUUGUACUGUUGGCAGGACCAGUAAGACGGUUCAAGAGACUCGUGGAGCAUUUAUCGGCUAUUCUGCAAAACUCCACACAGCAGAGAGCGGAUCGACAGCAACAAGCAUCCCUGAUGGUCCGGCCGCGACGAUUAAGCGACUCAAGUGUAGGAAGUGCGUGCUCGGAUAGUGAGAGCAACGCCAGUAGUAUCAAUAUGAUAGCUAGACAUGCGGACAAAACGGAGACUAGCACAGCCUCGUCAUCGGAUGCAUAUGGUCCGUCACCUUCUAUGAGAUCUGUGGGAAGUAGCACAGCUAACUCAUACAAAUCGCCAACACCUCAUCGCCGUAACACCACUGCCGUGUCCGCUUCCUCGUCAACCGCCUCAAACCGUUAUGCACCAACUAGUAGCUCGUCUGGCAGUUACAGUAAUGCUCCCGACUAUUCGUAUCAUCCAGAAUAUGCUCAGAGAAACAAUGGCUCAAGUGCUCCGAAGAAUCAAUACUCGCCCGGCUCACAACGUAGUUUUGCGUUUUCCAUGUUCAACAAGGCCGAUAAAGUAUAA
Messenger RNA from Caenorhabditis remanei, 2748 nucleotides. RefSeq lists its product as uncharacterized. Lineage: Eukaryota; Metazoa; Nematoda; Chromadorea; Rhabditida; Rhabditidae. Gene Ontology annotation, molecular function: protein serine/threonine kinase activity; tau-protein kinase activity; ATP binding. Gene Ontology annotation, cellular component: cytoplasm. Gene Ontology annotation, biological process: intracellular signal transduction; microtubule cytoskeleton organization; protein phosphorylation. The transcript is spliced from 15 exons. The record is from RefSeq and is a predicted model, not a curated record. Bases 1 to 2748 code for a protein of 915 amino acids.